CCGGACGUGACAUAGCCGCUCAUCUCCCCCUCCUCCUCCUCCUCCUCCUCCUCCCGUCCUCCGCUCAGAUUCCUACAAAUAUCUGCAGGUACAGGAAAGAUCGAGUCGUGCUCGUGCGGCCGGGGGAACAUGUGGCUGAUCGUGCUGGCCGGGUUAGUCCACUGCGCCUCGUCUUAUGAUGUGGACCUGAAGAAAGUGGAGGGACUGGCCAGAGCCAGGGUGGAGACAUGUGGCGGAUGACAGCUGAACAGGCUCAGAGAGGUCAAAGCCUUUGUGACCCAGGACAUUCCUCUUUACCACAACCUGGUGAUGAAGCACAUUCCUGGGGCCGAUCCUGAGCUUGUCCUCCUGAACCACUACUAUGAAGAGCUGGAUCGCAUCGCAUUGUCUGAAAUGACCCGCUCCGAAAUCAAUGAGCUGCUGGAGAAACUGGGUUUCUACAAGAAAGCUCAGCCAGAAGAUGAGGUACCGGAGGAGUUCCGCUUCUCUCCUGCCAAAGACAGCCCAUUCCACGACGAGCCAUCCAGCGACGCCACAGAGAAAGCCUCCUCAGAAGCCAAGCACACCGACCUAUAACCUGCAUGAAGGAACCGAGCCGCGCUCCCUGUAGCUGCUCCAUGACCAGCUGGCUGAUGACUGACGUCUUUGUUUCAGAAUCAGACCAACAGAUCAUGGAUCGGCCUUUCGGGGCGACGCCAAAAUCUUUCAGCUGGAAGCCUUUCACAGGGCCACAGUCUGAAUUUGCACAAUCCCAUGCCAACUGUUCCUUUGUUUGCAGCGUUACAACACAAAAGGCUACUCUGAGCGCUUUCCUACUCUCCGCACAAGGACUGGAAGAGUGUUUCCAUUAAGAGUUUUGUUUUGUCCAUCACGUGUCGGCGGCCUUCAGAGCGUUCUUGUACGAGCCGUCUGGUGUGUCUGCUUGUUUCCCGCCUGCCGUGAAACUGAAUGAAGCCUCGGGCUGAAAGUCUCCCGGCUGGUCUGAGGCUGAUGCUGCAAGUUCCGGCGGGUCGGACAGAUACACACGAGAGGGGUCAAAUGUCAACGCUGUGAGGGGAAGAAAAUAUUAAAAUACU
Messenger RNA from Salarias fasciatus (jewelled blenny), 1076 nucleotides. RefSeq names its product selenoprotein M (gene selenom). Gene Ontology annotation, molecular function: oxidoreductase activity. Gene Ontology annotation, cellular component: endoplasmic reticulum lumen. Lineage: Eukaryota; Metazoa; Chordata; Actinopteri; Blenniiformes; Blenniidae. The transcript is spliced from 5 exons. The record is from RefSeq and is a predicted model, not a curated record.